Molecule: messenger RNA, 2395 nt
Organism: Wyeomyia smithii (pitcher-plant mosquito)
Lineage: Eukaryota; Metazoa; Arthropoda; Insecta; Diptera; Culicidae
Gene: Dsor1
Product: dual specificity mitogen-activated protein kinase kinase dSOR1
Exons: 4
Coding region: 266-1480 (404 amino acids)
Biological process (GO): protein phosphorylation
Molecular function (GO): ATP binding; protein kinase activity
Source: RefSeq, a predicted model, not a curated record
ACAAAUGCAAGCGAGUAGAGAGACAAAAAGUGAACUGUCGAAAAAAUAAAUUUCCAGUCAAAACAGGGAAAAAGUGUGUAAAUUACCAUAUUUUCUAGAAAAUUUACUUCUAAGUUGAAAGUCCUUUUCAGUUAGCUUAUUAAAAACCGUCAGCGUGAAGAAAUUAGCCCGGUCUGUAGUGCUUUGUCAUUUAUUUUGUUCGAGUUAGGUUCUAUCAAGGAAUACCAUUCCCUGUAGGGAUUACCCGGUAGAUUGCAGCCAUUCAAUGAGUAAGAUGACAAAGAACAAGCUUAAUCUCACACUACCGCCGGGCUCGGUGGAUGUUCCGGCCGGUCAGCAAACAACCCCCACACCAUCCUUCAAGACGCCGUCUGGUACGGAGUAUGUCAUUGGAAAGCAUAAUCUACUCGGGAAGCCGAAAAAUAGCAUCGAUGCGCUUACCGAGACGCUGGAAGAACUGGAGAUUGAUGAAAAUGCCCGCAAAAGAAUAAAGGUCUUUCUCAGUCAGAAGGAGAAAAUCGGUGAACUGAGCGAUGAGGAUCUGGAGAAGCUUGGCGAGUUGGGUUCUGGAAAUGGUGGAGUGGUGAUGAAGGUUCGGCACAUUCCAACACAGCUGAUUAUGGCUCGCAAAUUGAUCCACCUGGAGGUCAAACCGGCCAUCAAGAAGCAGAUCAUCCGAGAGCUGAAAGUUCUGCACGAUUGCAAUUUCCCCCACAUUGUCGGCUUCUAUGGAGCCUUCUACAGUGACGGGGAAAUCAGUAUCUGUAUGGAGUACAUGGAUGGGGGCUCGCUGGAUUUAAUUCUGAAACGAGCGGGACGUAUACCGGAACCGAUCCUGGCGAAAAUUACCUGCGCUGUACUGAAAGGGUUGAGUUAUUUGCGUGACAAGCACGCCAUCAUGCACCGGGAUGUUAAGCCGAGCAAUAUUCUGGUGAACAGCAGCGGGGAAAUUAAGAUCUGUGAUUUUGGGGUUUCGGGUCAGCUGAUUGAUUCGAUGGCCAAUUCCUUCGUCGGUACUAGAAGCUACAUGUCGCCGGAGCGUCUGCAAGGUACGCACUAUUCCGUGCAGUCGGACAUCUGGUCGUUGGGGCUUUCUCUGGUAGAAAUGGCCAUCGGGAUGUAUCCGAUUCCUCCACCAGAUGCGAAAAUGUUGGACUAUAUCUUUCAGGAGAAGGGCGAUGACAGUUCUCCCGGACAGAACAUUAUCGAACCGAAACCGAUGGCCAUCUUCGAACUGUUGGAUUAUAUUGUGAACGAACCGCCCCCGAAACUAGAGCAUCACUCGUUCACGGAUCGCUUUAAGGAUUUCGUGGAUCGAUGUUUGAAAAAGAAUCCGGAAGAGCGCGCCGAUUUGAAAACGCUAAUAAAUCACGACUGGAUUAAAACUAUCGAACAGGAAGACGUCGACAUCGCUGGAUGGGUGUGCAAAACGAUGGACUUGCUUCCUUCUACACCGAAACGGAACGCGUCACCUAACUAAAAAGCGCAUAUAGAUUUCCACAUCGAUCGAUUCACACGGUUAAUUGGGCAAGUGCCUAACAACAAAGUUUAUUAUGGAUGUGCAACAGCCCUUCUAGUUCGGCAUGUAGAUUAAGCCAGGGACUUCCAUGGGAAAUUUCCGUAUAGUCCCCAAAUUUUACAAUUACAUUUUCUCUAGUAUGUAGAAAUUACAAGCAAAAUCAGCAUAUUCAUUAUACACUGAUCUGUGAAGCUGUUAGGAGUGUGAACGGUUGAAAAUGAGAUUUUGUCGAGUUAUUUCGUGUUACUCGAUUGAUAGUUUCUGUUCGUGUCUACAGUGUAGAUUUUUUUUAUCAUUUGAGAUGGUUGAACAGUGUUUUAUUAAUUCAUAAGGUUUAUGUUUGGAUACAUCCUGCGUUGCAACUUCGAGUUAUUCGUUCGUUUUAAUCCGGUAAUGAGUAACAAGAGCGUAAAUGAGUACAACUUAGCUAUUGCCAUAGGCAACGGAAAUACAAACUGAAUCGGUGCGAAAGAUACGAAAUGAGAUAUCUAACAGCAAAACGAAUCAAUAAAAAAAACAAACAAGUAACAACGCAUUCCGCAUCUAAUAACCUAACUAGGCAAUAUCGUGAGACAGACUCACACUGUUCGUGAGCUGAGUGGAAGCAAGAGAAACUCUGCACUCAACCUAAACUGCUCUCCAAGGAGAUUUGCACACUUCGUGGAUAUAAACCUUUAAGCCCCUCUCUCGUAGUUUAGAACAGCAAUAUGAUAUUGAUGAACAUGAUAAAGAUUACAUUGCAAAUGCCGUUGAUCACCGUUGCGGCACCGGUUUUGCAACCGAUCAACAAAAACCAACAACAGUGCGGUGCAAUCCAACCAGAGAUUUGUGCGUCCCGUGUAUUAUUAAAGCAUUUUAAACCAGGCCGGUUGCGUC